Molecule: messenger RNA, 390 nt
Organism: Cooperia oncophora
Lineage: Eukaryota; Metazoa; Nematoda; Chromadorea; Rhabditida; Trichostrongylidae
Source: the annotation of a GenBank genome assembly
AUGAUGAAGAUCGAGGCGCAACGAACUGCCCUGGAAGGUGCUGGUCUUAAUAUGGAAGUGUUGGGAGUGCUAGAUCAAACUACAAAGGCGCUACAAAUAGCCAAUCAAAACUUUGACCUCGACAAGGUCGGAGAUCUAAUGGACAGCAUAGCUGAAGAUCUCCAGUUGUCCGACGAGUUUGCCAACGCGAUCAGUCAACCAAUUGGUGACAUCCACGAUGAGGAUGAGUUGCUCAAAGAGCUCGAAGAUCUCGAGAAAAACGUGGCGCCUCCUGUGGAACUUCCCGACGUGCCAGCCGGACCCAUCACCCGAUCGCGAGCCAGCCGAGACAAAUUCCGUCGAAUGGACACUGAAAUGGAAGAACUACAGAAAUGGGCUGCAGCAAAUUAA